AUGGCCGUCUCGUCUACGAUAUUUUCCUCCGCCUCAAUCCCCACCUUCCAAUGCCGUUCUGAUCCAGAUCUCGUCGGCUCCCCAAUCGGAGGCUCAUCAUCAUCAUCAUCCCGCCGCCAUUUCAACGCCACCGCCGGAAUCACAUCGCCAUUCACCGGCGACGGUCGCAUAUCCUCGAUGAUCCUACGCUUCCCUCCCAAUUUCGUCCGUCAGCUGAGCAUCAAAGCCCGCAGAAACUGCAGCAACAUCGGCGUCGCGCAGAUCGUGGCUGCUAAGUGGUCCAACGACCACGCCUCCGGUUUACCACCGGCGGCGGCGGCUGCAGCAGCUUCGUCUGCUUCCGCCGCCGCCGCCUCGGCCCCUGCGGCUGCCUCCUUUCCUCCCGUCGUUGACGUUGACGAGGAGGUUGUGGCGGCCGAGGGGGUUAGGGAGAUAGGUAGUGUACAGUUGAAGGAUUCAGAAUCCUCAUUUUUGAGCUCUGAUGGGAGCUUGGCUGUUCAUGCUGGUGAAAGAUUAGGUCGUGGUAUAGUUACGGAUGCUAUCACUACUCCUGUGGUCAAUACAUCUGCCUACCACUUCAAGACUACUGAUGAGCUUCUUGACUUCAAGGAGAAACGGAGUGUCAGUUUCGAGUAUGGUCGUUAUGGAAACCCUACGACUAUCGUUCUUGAGGAGAAGAUAAGUGCACUUGAAGGUGCUGAAUCAACCUUGGUUAUGGCUUCUGGGAUGUGUGCAAGCACUGUUAUGCUUUUGGCUUUGGUUCCUGCUGGUGGACACAUUGUUACUACUACUGAUUGUUACCGGAAGACUAGAAUUUUUAUGGAGAAUUUUCUUCCCAAGAUGGGGAUCACUGUUACUGUGAUUGAUCCUGCUGAUAUUGCUGGUCUUGAAGCUGCUGUGAAUAACUACCAAGUUUCUCUUUUCUUCACUGAGUCUCCAACAAACCCAUUCCUUAGAUGUGUCGACAUUGAGCUAGUUUCAGAGAUAUGCCACAAAAGGGGAACUCUUGUUUGCAUUGAUGGCACCUUUGCAACACCACUGAAUCAGAAAGCACUUGCUCUUGGUGCUGAUCUUGUCGUCCACUCUCUUACAAAGUACAUCGGAGGACACAACGAUGUUCUUGGAGGAUGCAUCUGUGGCCCACUGAAGGUGGUUUCUGAAAUUCGCAAUCUGCAUCAUGUGUUGGGAGGCACACUUAACCCGAACGCUGCGUACCUAAUCAUCCGAGGCAUGAAGACAAUACAUCUUCGUGUAAAGCAACAGAAUUCAACUGCCUCAAGGAUGGCCGAAAUUUUAGAGGCACAUCCUAAGGUGAGUCAUGUAUACUAUCCAGGCCUUGCAAGUCACCCAGAGCAUCACAUUGCCAAGCGCCAGAUGACUGGUUUUGGAGGUGUGGUCAGUUUCGAGAUUGAUGGAGACAUUGAAGCUACGAUAAGGUUUGUGGAUUCUCUCAAGAUCCCUUACAUCGCACCAUCUUUUGGUGGCUGCGAAAGCAUCGUGGACCAACCAGCCAUCAUGUCUUACUGGGAUCUGACACAGGAGGAGAGGCUAAAGUAUGGAAUAAAAGACAACUUGGUUCGUUUCAGCUUUGGAGUUGAAGACUUUGAAGAUGUCAAAGCUGAUGUUCUUCAAGCUCUCGAAGCCAUCUGA
This is a messenger RNA of Eruca vesicaria subsp. sativa (arugula), 1650 nucleotides long. The record is from the annotation of a GenBank genome assembly. NCBI's taxonomy places the organism in Eukaryota, Viridiplantae, Streptophyta, Magnoliopsida, Brassicales, Brassicaceae.